Papaver somniferum (opium poppy) is the source of this 1482-nucleotide messenger RNA. RefSeq names its product glucose-1-phosphate adenylyltransferase large subunit 1-like. Gene Ontology annotation, molecular function: glucose-1-phosphate adenylyltransferase activity. The record is from RefSeq and is a predicted model, not a curated record. Bases 1 to 1482 code for a protein of 493 amino acids. NCBI's taxonomy places the organism in Eukaryota, Viridiplantae, Streptophyta, Magnoliopsida, Ranunculales, Papaveraceae. The transcript has 11 exons. Gene Ontology annotation, biological process: glycogen biosynthetic process.
AUGGGGCUAACCGCAUCUAAAGUAGUUUCUUUUCCCAUGGAGCAAAAUCUUCGCCUCAAACCUACAGAUGGUGAACCAUUAUCUGACCCUACACCAUAUCGUAGACUUAUAGGUCGACUUUUGUAUCUAAAAGUUACUCGGCCAGACAUCACCUAUGUAGUGAAUAUUUUAAGUCAAUUUAUGCAAAAUCCUAGAACUGCUCAUCAUGCUGCAGCUUUACGUAUUUUGCGUUAUCUCAAGGGAACUAUUGGACAUGGAAUUCUUUUGUCCGUUAAAAGUUCUCUUCAUUUACGGGAUUGUACCGAUUCAGACUAUGCUGAUUUCCAACCACUCGUCGCUCAACAAUGGGACCUUCAUAUUCCUGUUUCAGAACCUUUUGCACUUUAUUGUGAUAGUCAAGCAGCAAUUAUCGCUGAAAAUCUUGUCUUCCAUGAACGAACCAAGCAUAUCAAAAUCGAUUGUUAUUUCGUUCGUGAGAAGAUUCAGACCUUGCAAGCUAAUGCCCAUUUGGUGAAAGUUGGCAAAGGAGGAGGAGUGGAUAAUGGGUUUUGGGGAGAGAGGGUUAGAGGGAAUUUAAUGAAUAGUAAGAAGGAUUUGAAAAAGAGUAGUUUUUUGAGAAGUGAAUUUGGGAAAUGGACAAGGAUUAAAGCAAAUGGUGGUAUUGGUGUUGUUUCAUCUGUUCAUACUUCAGAUCAUGUCACUAAAGAAGCAAUGACCCAUCCAGGACCAGUGUUACCAUAUAAAAUAGCAGACCCAAAUAGUGUAACUUCAGUCAUUUUGGGUGGAGGGUAUGAGAUUGACACAAGCGUUCCAAUUAGCAAUUGCAUCAACAGUGGCAUAAAUAAGAUAUUUAUCCUUACUCAGUUAACUUAUGCUAUCCUCAAUCGCGACCCCAUCCUUCGGAAACAUGUUCACCGAUUCAAGACUGGUAUUGGCUUGGAAGACGGAUGUAUAGAGCUCCAGGCUGCGACUCAGACACAAGAAAAUAUAGGACAGAAGUGGUUCCGAGGAACAACUGAUGCCCUGAGACUGAUCGCACGGGAUGCCAAGAACAAGAACAUCGAGCAUAUAAUGAUCUUGUCAGGCGAUCAUCUUUACAGAAUGGACUACAUGGACUUUGUGCAGAAGCAUAUUGAUACCGGUGCUGAUAUUAGUAUUCCGUGCAUAUCUGUUGAUGAUAGCCUUGCAUCAGAUUAUGGAUUGAUGAAGGUUGACAGUUCUGGUCGCGUCAUCCGAUUUGCUGAAAAACCAAAGGGGGCUGAUUUGAAAGCUAUGCAAGUCGACACUGCUGUCUUGGGGUUGUCUCCGGAGCAAGCCAUUCGUUCUCCCUACAUUGCAUCUAUUGGCAUAUAUUUAUUUAGAACAGAUGUUUUAAUAAAGCUCUUGAUGCCGACGCUUCCCAUUUCUGUGGACUUCGGAUCUGAAAUCCUUCCAUCAGCUGUGAUGGACCAUAAUGCCCAAGCAAUUAUUAUUCUGAAGUGA